This is a messenger RNA of Cricetulus griseus (Chinese hamster), 1230 nucleotides long. NCBI's taxonomy places the organism in Eukaryota, Metazoa, Chordata, Mammalia, Rodentia, Cricetidae. The record is from RefSeq and is a predicted model, not a curated record.
AUGCAGGUUCUCUCCCCAGGCUACUGGCAGGAGCAGGAAUUGGAGCUGGGAACUCUGGCUCCACUGGACGAGGCCCUCAGCUCCACAGUCUGGAGCAGCCCUGACAUGCUGGCCAGUCAAGAUAGCCAGCCCUGGACAUCUGAUGAAACAGUGGUGGCUGGUGGCACCGUGGUGCUCAAGUGCCAAGUGAAAGACCAUGAAGACUCAUCCCUGCAGUGGUCUAAUCCUGCCCAGCAGACGUUGUAUUUUGGGGAGAAGAGAGCCCUUCGAGAUAAUCGGAUUCAGCUGGUUAGCUCCACUCCCCACGAGCUCAGUAUCAGCAUCAGCAACGUGGCGCUGGCAGACGAGGGCGAGUACACAUGCUCCAUCUUCACUAUGCCUGUGCGAACCGCCAAGUCCCUUGUCACUGUGCUCGGAAUCCCACAGAAACCCAUAAUCACUGGUUAUAAGUCAUCCUUGCGGGAAAAGGAGACAGCCACUCUAAACUGUCAGUCUUCUGGGAGCAAACCUGCAGCCCAGCUCACCUGGAGGAAAGGUGACCAAGAACUACAUGGAGACCAAACACGAGUCCAGGAAGAUCCCAAUGGAAAAACCUUCACUGUGAGCAGCUCAGUGUCAUUCCAAGUUACCCGGGAGGAUGAUGGAGCAAGCAUUGUGUGUUCUGUGAACCAUGAGUCUCUAAAGGGAGCCGACAGAUCCACCUCUCAGCGCAUUGAAGUUUUAUAUACUCCGACAGCCUUGAUUAGACCAGAGCCUGCACAUCCCCGGGAAGGCCAGAAGCUGUUGUUACAUUGUGAGGGGCACGGCAAUCCAGUCCCCCAGCAGUACCUGUGGGUAAAGGAAGGCAGUGAGCCACCCCUGAAGAUGACCCAAGAGAGUGCUCUCAUCUUCCCCUUCCUGAACAAGAGUGACAGUGGCACCUAUGGCUGUACAGCCACCAGCAACAUGGGCAGCUACACGGCCUACUUCACCCUCAAUGUCAAUGACCCCAGUCCGGUACCCUCAUCCUCCAGUACCUACCACGCUAUCAUCGGAGGGAUUGUGGCUUUCAUUGUCUUCCUGUUGCUCAUUCUGCUCAUCUUCCUCGGACACUAUUUGAUCCGGCACAAAGGAACCUACCUGACACAUGAAGCCAAGGGCUCGGACGACGCUCCAGAUGCGGAUACGGCCAUCAUCAAUGCAGAAGGCGGGCAGUCAGGCGGGGAUGACAAGAAGGAAUAUUUCAUCUAG